AAUUCUCAGUUGAACUACAGUAACUCGCGUUCCACUGAUGUUUGCUGUUAUUUUUCCCGCAAUUCGCAUUAUAAUUUUUUAACUUCACAACUUUGCUAUUGAAUUUUUUAAUUUAUAUGCGUGUGACAAAACUAUUCGAUUAAUUUGUGGCGAAUUUUUCUUAUUGAACUUUAUUGGCCUUAAAAACGGAAAAGUGUGUACACAACAGCAACAAAUAAAUGCGCACAAGCAUAUAAGGGCGCUUAUGAUCUACUUAUAAAUUCGUAUUCCUAUAAUACUGUAGUUAAAUACGCAUACACACGUACAUCCAUACAUACAUAUGUACUUCUAACAAAACAUUACGUCACUAUCAAUGAGAAUUAACUGUGUAAAUGAAGCUAAAUAUUUCCUAAGCGAAAACGAACAACUACAAACGAAUCACUUACGAAGCCAUUCUAUGUUGUCAUUCGUAUAGUUAGUUGGACAUUUUCCGACGACGCUUACGAUUGUAUUCGCCUUUAGUUAACGAUUAACCAGAAACAAACCGAUCGUGAAAAAAUCUCUGCGCACGUAUUUUACAGCUAUAACGACGAAACCAUAUACAACAUUUAAGAAAAUGGAUAGUCGAAAAAUGGUUUCCUACGAAAUAAUGGCAUCGAUAUGCCUUAAGAUCCUGAAACUGCUCAAUAACUUGGGCGUACUGGUCCUAUAUCGUACCGGCAAUGGAGGUGAUUUUUUGGGCAUCGGUGGCAACUGGAAUCUACAAGAAAAGCAUAACCCUGCGCUGGAAAUGCUUGCGUCUGGCGUAUUCGUAGGAUUUAUAAUAUACACGGCGGUGGUGAUUAUCGGAUACUGUUUUGGAGGCACUAAAGACAAGCGGGACUUAACGGAUAUCCUUAUGAACACAGUCGGAACCGCAUUGUGGAUUACGGUUGGAGUGGUGGCGAUUCACUAUUGGUUGGGUUACAUGUCCGAUGGGAGUUUCUCGUAUGCCAGCUCUGAACGCAGUGUUGGCUUAGCAAUGGGCGCUUUGUGUAUUGUUCAAGGCGCCUUGUACUUGGUGGAUACUAUUUUGGGGUGCGUACUUUACUACAAGGGUCCCAUGGAGUAUGCCGUUAUAAGUCAUUAUACUGUGGAAUGAAGGGGAGCGCUACUUUGAAAUAUUGGCUUUAAUGCUACUCCAAUGCUGGACACACACACACAUAUGUAAAUUCUGUAGAAAUGUUAUGCGUUGCAACUCCCUGUAGGGAACUUAUUGCUUUUACUAGACCCAUAAGUAUUAAACGUUUUAUUUUAUUAAUUAUCUAUGCAUAUUGAUU
Messenger RNA from Anastrepha obliqua, 1298 nucleotides. Its product is annotated as protein snakeskin-like. The coding region runs from base 596 to 1120 and encodes 174 amino acids. The transcript is spliced from 4 exons. The record is from RefSeq and is a predicted model, not a curated record. Gene Ontology annotation, biological process: septate junction assembly. NCBI's taxonomy places the organism in Eukaryota, Metazoa, Arthropoda, Insecta, Diptera, Tephritidae.